Molecule: messenger RNA, 1093 nt
Organism: Cuscuta epithymum
Lineage: Eukaryota; Viridiplantae; Streptophyta; Magnoliopsida; Solanales; Convolvulaceae
Source: the annotation of a GenBank genome assembly
AUUAGAUUAGGUCACUAAAGUUUAGUCCCAAUUAAAAACAUCCUCUUGGUUUCUACAAAAAAACAUCCUCUUGGUGAUGUGAUUUUUGUUUUUCUGCGGACCAAGAUGUGGUUCCGAAACUCAUUUGUUUAUUUAAAAUAAAGCAGCUCAUAAAUUGAAAUAUAUUGAUCAUAGAAAUAUACUCCGUAUUUAAAGCAAUUUGCACUUGAAUAAACCCUAGCUAAGCUUGGCUUGUGAUCAAUAUCGAUAUAUCCAGCCCCGCCUCCAACGAAUAGAAAGCUGUGCAACCGCUUGUCCAUGUUCUCAGUCACCAUGGAAAGAAUAGAGUGGUCGGAAAUUGUAUGGACUUGUUUGCUCCUUCUGGCAUCCGUGGUCGAGACUAUUACGGUGAUGGCAAUCUUCGGGUGGAAUUUGGCGGUGCUGUUUUUCUUUGUAGGGGGCGUUGGAGUGUUCAAGUGUUCGAUGAUAGUUCUGAAUCUGUAUGACAGGCCGGGCGAAGAAUACAAGUGGGCAGGGAGGGGAACCAAAUGCGCAGAGCAGAUUUUCUCCGAGGCUUUUGCCAUUGCACUGCGCUGCAUUUUACCACUUAACAUCGGAUACGCAGUGAUAUUGGCGUGUUGGAGUCUGUACUACUACGGAUGGCGUCGCGUGUACCUGCGCCAUUAUGACAUCGGAGCUUGGGAAGUGUUCGUGUCCGUUCCAAUGCAGCUUUUUAUGUAUUCAUGUUUGUCACCUUAUGAUACUGGUAAUGAUCAUGAUAACGGGUUGUCUGGUUUAACGGCUCUAUACGGCUUAGUGCUUCCCGUGCUGCGAUACUACUCCUAUGCUGCCCCUGAACUGCUGCCCUCUCUUUCCAAAGAGUUACUAGUUUGAUAUCAUGUGCGGAGCUUGGUAGAUAGAUGGUUAUUUGUUUAUUUAUUUGUCCAUCCAAUUUAUGUGCUUGUAUGCUAAGAACAAGAAGACUACCUGCUUUUUGUCUUCCAUUAUAUUCUGAAUCUCUAUUACUCGUAUUGUAUUAUUGUAUAGUACCAAGUCUACGUUCAUGUUCACUUUUCCUCAUCCUUGGUUUAAAUGCACCUCGUAGUUAGUCCAA